AUGACUAAUGUUACUCAAUUCGAAGAUUUAUCAAAUGAUAUAUUUUUGGAAAUAUUCGAUUAUUUAGAUGCAGUUAAUAUAUUUUUUGCAUUUACUUCACUUAACUCACGUAUAUCAUCAAUUCUAAAUUUAAUAAAUCUUCAUGUAAACAUUCGUUCUACUCAUUAUCAUCAUCAAGUUAAAUUUUUAUCUAAUCAUUUGAAAUUUCAUUCUGAUCAAGUUAUUUCAUUAAAAAUUUAUGAUGAAAUUUGUGAUCAAGACAAUGUUAUUAUAUAUUUAUUUAAUCGACAUAAUUUUAUAAAUCUUUAUUCUUGCAUAUUUUAUUCAAUUAAAUCAUCACCUGAAUUAAAUAUCGUUCAUAAAAAAUUAUCAAAAUUAACUAAGCUCGUUUUGUUUCGUAUAAAUCAAUCCCGUGUUAUUGAACAAGAUAAACUAAAUACAUCUGAUGCACAUAAAUUUAGUCAAUGGAUUUUAGUAGAUACACCAUUAACAUUACGAUCAACUGCACUUUUUUUUCAUUAUAAUCAUUCACAAAUAGCAAAAGCAUUGAUAAUUACAACAAAUCUUGCACAUCUACAAAUAAUUUUUUAUGGUACAUUCAAUGAUAUAUCGAUUUAUUCGCUUAUUCCUUUACUUCGUAUUCAUCGUACAUUACGAUCUCUUUGUGUAACAAUCAGAAAUACAAAGCAUCCAACGAUUUAUUUUAUAGAUGUUCCUGAUCUUCCAAUUAUUAAAGAAGAUGAUCUUCCUAAAUCAACAUUAUUAAAAUCAUUUGAUCUACAAAUAAUAAUGGCUCGAUGUGAUAUUCAUUCAAUUGGUCUUAUUCUUCGUUGUAUGCCUAAUCUUCAUCGAUUUAUUUUUACACUUAUUGGUGAUCAAAAUAUUUUUCCAUUUACUAUGGAUUUAAUUAAUGGACAAAAUUGGUACGAAAUGUUAACAAAUCAUGUACCUUAUUUAAAUAAAUUUGAUUUUCAUAUAUCGGGCAUAGUAAAUGGUGAAUCAAUAGAUUUAGAUAAUAUACUUAAUUCAUUCAAAUGUUUUCUCAAUUUGUAUCAUAACUGGAAUAUGUGUAUCACUCGAUGGAAAUUUAUGCCGAAAAUUCUAUCACCACCAAUGUUUCCAUAUGAACAUAUUCAUUUAUGGACAUUCAGUUAUAACCAUUUGACAGUACGACAUGAAUAUGAUAUGGCAACAAUUAUAAUUAGUGAUACAGUUGAUAUGCGAUCAACAAACAUAUUCAAUCUUAAUAAUUUCAAUCAUCCUUUUUAUGGCAACAAACUUUAUUUUUUUAUGACUAAAGAAACAAUGACAAUAGAAUCUCAACUAACUACUAUUUUUCCAUUUCAAAAUAUCACCUAUAUUGUAUGUCAUUUGGAUUAUACGACACCAGGAAUUCUAUCACUUUUCGAAGAUACUAUGAUACAAUUAAAGCUAUAUUUAUCUUUAUCUCGAAAAAAUAAUGAUGAUUCACAAAAAUAUGUUGAUGAUCUUUCACAUCUUGUUAACUUGUCUAAAAUUAAUACUUUAAAGUUUUCACGAAACAAUAAAAUAACAAGAAAACAUGUUAUUGAAUCUGUUUUAUUGGCAUGUCCAAGUGUCACAGAACUUAUUAUUGAUUCUUCACUAUUUUUCUCAUAUACAAUAUUAAAUAAUCAUGAAUUAACUCUUAUUUUUAAUCGACUAAAAAAACUUCGUAUAUUAGCAGAUCAUGAGUACUUUCAUUCAAAAUAUGCAUCAACUAUUGUUCAACUUUUUUCAUGUUUGACUCUUAUCGAAAUCGAAGUCUAUUCAAUUUAUAGUGCAAUACCUAUUGUUGAUAUUUUUCUAGCUGGACUUGCUAAAUUACGUUUUAUUAUGAUACACUUAAGACAUCGCUCUCUAUUACGCAAUCCAUUUACUCGCAAUUAUGUCAUAAAAAAACGACGUCAAUCAUAUGGUUUAAGCAUAAACGAUGAAAAUAAUGUUAUUGUCAAAGUCGAACAUAAAAUAAUACAUAUUCAUCUUGCGUAG
Rotaria sp. Silwood2 is the source of this 2010-nucleotide messenger RNA. The record is from the annotation of a GenBank genome assembly. Lineage: Eukaryota; Metazoa; Rotifera; Eurotatoria; Philodinida; Philodinidae.